ACCCAGAAUAAUUUCUCCUCACGACAGUUGAACUUUAUCUCCAAAAGCACAGCGCGUUGAACGCAAAAUCUUAAAUAGGUCAAAAAUAGCAUAGAAAUUUGCUCUCCCUCGACAAACUCAUCAAACCCUAGCCCCAGACGAGCUCGGUCCUACUUCUUCUUACUCGUCCGCCGGUUGCUUUACUCACCGGAAAAUAAGAAAUCCAAAUGCUUCCGAGCAGUACACGCCGUCUAUUUCCGUUCCGAAGGCCGUCUCCAAAUCACCUUAGUACCAUACUUUGCAGCUUACAUCAUGCAAGUGCCCUCAUUCGGCUCUUCUCCGUCUCAGCUGAGUGCUUCACUAUGCUUCAAAUGUUGUGGACAUGAGCAGCUUGAUGUUUCAGUGCAUCAGUGCAGUUGAAACUCGGAACUGACCAGCUUGGGCACCUGUUUCUAUCGCAAACCGUCUUCUUUUUGGUUUUCCACCUUCAAACUUGAUGGGUCUUUCUGUUUCGCUAAGUUACAGGACCGUGAGAAACAAUGACUGGAGGACACGGUUUAAAUCUACAAUUAAAUGCAAAAUCUACUCAGACCUAUUAAUUUUUGCCUAAAGCUUUUUAUUUUAGAAGUGUCCAAGCUGGUGUCGUACUUUACAGCUUACAUCAUGCAAAUGCCCGCAUUUGGCUCUUCUCCAUCUCAGCUGAGUGAUUUGUUACGCUUCAAAUGCUGCGGACAUUAGCAGCUUGAUGUUUCAGUGCAUCAGUGCAGUUAAGAUUCGGAACUUACCAGCUUGGCAACUAACUUUAUUUUGGUUUUCCGCCCUCAAACUUGAGGGAUCUCCCUGUCUGGCUAAGUUACAGAAACGUGAGGAACAAAGAGUGGAGAGCACAGUUUAAAUUUCCAACUACAUGCAAAAUCUAGUCAGACCCAUUGAUUUUCUCCUAAAGCUUUUUAUUUUAGAGGACGGACUAGUUUGUGCUAAAAGAAGCAAGUAUGACAAAGUCUUCAUCAAGAAAUGGGUGUCUUACUCAAAGGAGACAAUGCCCAUGCGGUGUUGAACCAUGUUUUGUUAGGGUUGAAGUAGAUGAAGAUGAUUUGUCAUCAGAUCCUUUAGUAGAGGCCAGCAUACCUGAAGGACCAUCUCAAUUCUCUUCGGAAAUAAUGUCAGUUGAUAGCCCGCCUCAUGUAGGCCGGUCCUUCCGAACUGAUGAUGAGGCUCAGGAUUACUACAAGAAUUUUGCUAGAAAGAAUGGUUUUGCUAUUCGCCGGGAGAGGUCAAAGGGAAAUCCAGCUCAUCCUUUAGGAGUUUACAAGCGUGAGCUUGUCUGCCAUCGUGCUGGCCAAUCAUUACCAAGGAAGACAGCCGAGCUCAAACGGCAAAGAAAUAAAAAAUCGUCACGUUGUAAGUGUGAGGCCCAGAUGAUUAUAAAGAAGAAUGUCUCGAAAGGUAUAUCUCGAUGGGUGGUUAUCCAUUUUAGCAAUGUGCAUAAUCAUGAACUCUUGGAUAGCGAGGAAGUACGCCAUCUUCCUGCUUAUCGGAAUAUAUCUUCAGUUGAUCGUGAGAAUAUAUUAUCCCUUGCAAAGCGGGGUUUUACUGUGAAUCAUAUAAUGAGGGCACUCGAGACAGAGAAAAGAGUAAAGCCUGGUCAGUUAACUUUUACAGAGAGGGAUCUUCGCAAUUUUCUUCAGGCUUCUAAGAACAUUAAUAAAGAAAAUGAGGGAGCUGAACUUCUUAAGGCCUGCAAGGCUUUGAAGGACAAGCAUCUAGAUUUUCGGUUUGAGUUCACAUUGGAUGAAAGUGACCGUGUUGAGCACAUUGCUUGGUCAUAUCCAGAUUCAAUUCAAGCUUACAGGUUGUUUGGAGAUAUUGUGGUAUUUGACACUAGUUAUAAUUUGUAUGCAUAUGAUCGACUGCUUGGAGUUUGGUUUGGAUUAGACAACUAUGGAAAUGCCAUAUUUUUUGGCUGUGUUCUGCUGCAAGAUGCUAAACCCCAUUCACAUAGAUGGGCUUUGCAGUCAUUUGUUAGAUUGAUGGAUGGGAAGUUCCCACGAACGGUGCUGACAGAUCUGGACAUGGGGAUAAAAGAUGCUAUGAUGAGUGAGCUACCAAGUGCAAAGCAUGUGUUUGCAAUAUGGCAUCUUACAUCGAAAUUAUCAAGCUGGUUUUCUGCGUUGCUUGGUUCCCAGUUUGAGAAGUUCGUGUCAGAGUUUCUAAGAGUGUGCAAUUUGGAUAGCAUUGUGGAAUUUGAGCUUCAGUGGAAUCAGAUGGUUUUAGAUUUUGGACUCGACUCUGAUAGACAUAUAGCUAUACUCUCGUUUCAUAGGGAGUAUUGGGCUUUGCCAUAUUUGCGUGGUUGUUUCUUAGGAGGAUUAAUGAGAAGUGGUCUUCCUUCUUCAAUCAAAUCAUUCUUCAAAGGACCCCUGAACUCUCAAACGCGUCUCAAGGAUUUCUUCGAGCAGGUUGGGAUUGCCAUUGAUUUCCUAAACCAAGCUGGAGAAGAAGCUACACUGCGUCAGAACUACCAAAAUAUCAAGAGUAAAACUUGCAUGCCAAUCGAGGAACAAGCAUUGCACAUUCUCACACCUUACGCCUUUGACAUGUUUCAGAGAGAAGUUAUAGAAUCAAUGCAAUAUGCAGUUUAUGAAACAGCAAGAGAGAAUUAUCUUGUUCGCCAUCGAUUGAUGGUCGAUGGAGGACACAUCGUAAGGUGCAUCCAACCCGAAGAUGAAAUUCAGUGCAGCUGCCAAGAAUUCGAGUCAUCAGGAAUUCUUUGUAGACACACACUUCGUGUGUUCUCAUUGAAGAAUUAUUUCAUGCUUCCUAACAGGUAUCUUUUGAUUCGAUGGCGUCGAGAAAGUUCUUUGUUUCCUAGAAGCUCGGGCUACAAGUUCCGCUCGCAAGCAUUGCGUUCUCUUGCGUCAAUCAUAAUUCAAGAAUCAUCUAUAACUAAGGAUCGGUUUGAUUAUGUGCAGUGGCACAUGAGCAAGCUUCUUACUCAUGUGCGAGACAUGCCCACAGUUGAUGAAACAAGCUUAGAUAUGGAGCCAAGCUCAGUAUAUGAUGCGGCAGCCAACUUUGUACCAAAACGGACAACAGCCAGGGGUACGCCUAAGAAGUUGAAAGAUGUUGCCCAAGCCGAAGUUGAAGUGAACUUCGAUAUGGCGGAAUCAUAGGCAUUGCUCAACAAAUGCUGCAUGUCUUGCAUACCACAAAAUUCCUUAUGCAUUUACCUAAUACUUAUAUUUUAUAUUUAUUUAUAUAUUAUUUUAUAUCUAAAUCACAUUGAAAUAUGUGUAUUAAAAAUAUUUUUUUAUUUAAAAUAAAAAUUCAUAAUAUUUUUGUUGUGAUUUAGAGAUUUGAGUGUUGUAUGAGUAAAUAUAAAAAUUUUGAUGUAUAAAUAGCUAAGAAUUUUUUAGUA
Dendrobium catenatum is the source of this 3397-nucleotide messenger RNA. Its product is annotated as putative protein FAR1-RELATED SEQUENCE 10. The transcript has 6 exons. The record is from RefSeq and is a predicted model, not a curated record. NCBI's taxonomy places the organism in Eukaryota, Viridiplantae, Streptophyta, Magnoliopsida, Asparagales, Orchidaceae. The coding region runs from base 972 to 3152 and encodes 726 amino acids. Gene Ontology annotation, molecular function: zinc ion binding. Gene Ontology annotation, biological process: regulation of DNA-templated transcription.